This is a messenger RNA of Thrips palmi, 2938 nucleotides long. RefSeq names its product probable ATP-dependent RNA helicase DDX23. NCBI's taxonomy places the organism in Eukaryota, Metazoa, Arthropoda, Insecta, Thysanoptera, Thripidae. Gene Ontology annotation, molecular function: RNA helicase activity; ATP binding; RNA binding. The transcript has 11 exons. Gene Ontology annotation, cellular component: catalytic step 2 spliceosome. The record is from RefSeq and is a predicted model, not a curated record. Gene Ontology annotation, biological process: mRNA splicing, via spliceosome. The coding region runs from base 171 to 2780 and encodes 869 amino acids.
UGGAAGAUACCCUCCAUAUAUGUGCCCGGUGUAAACCAAAUCCUCUGAAAUUCUGUUUUCGACGUUUGGAAGACGAUUGACCUAUUGACUUUGUGGUUUUACCUAAUUGCAAGGAAAUGAAUGUUGCCUGAGUCCCAAACCUCUGAAUGUUUUAAUAGAGAGUGAAAACAAUGGCAGGUGAUCGAAAAGAACAGCGACGCAGUAGGAGUCGUGAGCGGACAGACAAAGUAGACAGAGGAAAGGACCGAGACCGUGAGAAGGAGAAGGAGAGGGAGAGGAAGGACAGAGACAUCAGAGAAAGAGAAAGGGACAAGCCUCGUAGAAGUAGGAGCAGGUCGAGAGACCGAGCUCGAGACAAGGAUGGAGCUCGCAAACGCUCUCGCAGCCGCAGCAGAGACAAAGACCGACCUCGGGACAUUAGGGACGGAAGGGAAAGGGACCGGGAUAGAGACAAAGAAAGGGACAAAAAUAGACCACGAGAUCCCAAACCAUCUCCGGCUAAGGAUGCUAAAAAUGAAGUCAAGAAAGAGGAAACUGAGAAGGAUCUCAAGAAAGAACCCGAGGAAGAAGAAGUGAAACCUGUCCGCAAAGAACCACUCUCUCUAGAAGAACUUCUUGCUAAGAAAAAAGCAGAGGAAGAAGCUCGCAAUCGUCCCAAAUUUUUGACUAAAGAAGAAAGGGCUGCUGAAGCUCUCCGCAAGCGGCAGGAAGAAGCAGAAGAGAUUCGCCGCAAGCAGGAGGAGGAGCGCAAAAAACGAUUGGAGUUCAGCCGUCUUCUUGAAGAAGGUGGUUCUCAAACUGCUGCAGCUAGUUCCUCUGGACCCCACAGGGGCCGGUAUGAUGGGGACCAGGACAAUGACUUCAGGCGACGAGACGGAGACAGAGACAGGUUUAAUGACCGACCAAGAUUUGGAGGAAGAGACCGGUUUGGAGACAGAGAUAGAGAUCGGUUUGGAGAUAGAGACAGGAAUAGAGACCGAGACAACAGAGACAGAGAUGGCCGCAGGGAUAGAGAUGGUGAAGAAGGAGCAACGCCCAAAGACCGAGAAAAAGAGCAGGAGGCCAUCAAAGAAAGAUACCUCGGCUUGAUGAAAAAGAAGAGGAGAGUCAGACGUUUGAAUGAUCGUAAAUUUGUUUUUGAUUGGGAUGCCUCAGAGGAUACCUCAGUUGAUUACAACAAUAUUUACAAAGAACGCCAUCAGGUUCAAUUCUUUGGAAGAGGAAAUGUUGCUGGCAUCGACAUCAAAGCCCAGAAAAGAGAUCAGUCCAAGUUUUAUGGUGAGCUUCUUGAAAAGAGAAGAACAGAGGCUGAAAAAGAACAAGAAAAGGUUCGCCUGAAAAAGGUCAAAAAGAGGGAAGAUAAACAGCGCUGGGAUGAUCGCCACUGGUCUGAUAAAGCAUGUGAUGAAAUGACUGAAAGAGAUUGGCGUAUAUUCAGAGAAGAUUAUAACAUAACAAUCAAGGGAGGCCGUAUUCCAGACCCUAUUCGCAGCUGGAAAGAAUCCUCCAUUCCAGCAGAAAUUCUAGAAAUCAUAGACAAAGUGGGUUACAAAGAUCCAACACCUAUCCAGCGUCAAGCUAUUACAAUUGGUUUGCAGAACAGGGAUAUUAUUGGUGUUGCUGAGACAGGUUCUGGUAAGACUUUGGCCUUCCUCAUCCCUUUGCUUAUGUGGAUCCAGUCUCUCCCUAAAAUUGAGAGGAUGGAAGAUGCUGAUCAGGGUCCUUAUGCUAUUAUUUUGGCACCCACCCGUGAAUUGGCCCAGCAAAUUGAAGAAGAAACUAUUAAGAUUGGUGGUCCACUUGGCAUUCGAACUGUCGUUGUUGUUGGUGGUCUGUCCAGGGAGGAGCAGGGAUUCCGUCUCCGUCUUGGUUGUGAGAUUGUCAUUGCUACCCCUGGUCGUUUAAUUGAUGUUUUGGAAAACAGAUAUUUAGUGUUGAGCCAAUGUACAUACAUAGUCCUUGAUGAAGCUGAUCGUAUGAUUGACAUGGGUUUUGAGCCUGAUGUUCAAAAAAUUCUUGAAUAUAUGCCUGUGACUAAUUUGAAGCCUGAUAACGAAGAUGCUGAGGAUGAGGUUAAGCUCCUGGCUAACUACAACUCAAAGAAAAAAUACCGUCAGACUGUGAUGUUUACAGCCACUAUGCCUCCUGCUGUUGAAAGAUUGGCAAGAACCUAUCUCAGGAGACCAGCAGUAGUAUACAUUGGUUCUAUUGGUAAACCUGUUGAACGUACAGAACAGAUUGUUUACAUUCUUAAUGAACAAGACAAGCGGCGUAAACUUAUGGAACUUCUUAGCCGUGGUGUUGAACCACCUGUCAUUAUAUUUGUCAACCAAAAGAAGGGAGCAGAUGUACUUGCUCGUGGUUUGGAGAAGCUUGGGUUCAAUGCUUGCACACUUCACGGAGGUAAAGGACAGGAGCAGAGAGAGUUUGCUUUGGCCAGUCUUAAGACUGGUACUAAGGAUAUCCUGGUUGCUACUGAUGUGGCUGGUCGUGGUAUUGAUAUCAAAGAUGUAUCAUUGGUCAUCAAUUACGAUAUGGCUAAAACAAUUGAAGACUACACUCAUCGUAUUGGUCGUACUGGCCGUGCUGGCAAAAAUGGUGUGGCUGUGUCAUUCUGUACCAAGGACGAUUCCUCACUGUUCUAUGAUCUCAAGCAGCUCAUAAUGUCUUCACCUGUAUCUACUUGUCCACCUGAAUUGAUGAAUCAUCCUGAUGCCCAACAUAAACCUGGAACUGCCAUGGUUGCCAAGAAGAGGAGAGAAGAGAAGAUCUAUGCAUAAUUAGGUGGUAGCUUUGUGUAAAGCUAUUAUUAUGGCUGUCUAGAAAAGUUUAAGUUUUAGCUAGUAUUACAUUCUUAUCAUUUGGAACAAUCCAAACCCUGGCAACAUGAACUAUUGUAAAAUAAACUAAUACAAUCAAAUAAAACUAAGGAAAUUUA